GACCCGGAAGCACAUGUCCGUGGUAAACAUACAGGACAGUCUCACGUGUGCGCUCUGGUCCAGUUCUGUGCGCUCUGGUUCGGUCCUGUGCGCUCUGGUCCAGUUCGCUUCGCUCUGAUUCGGUUCUGUGGGGUCUGGUUCGGUUCUACAGUGGAUCAUGGAGGAGGGAGGCUUCAUCAAACUGCCGGCGUCUGAGCCCCGGGAGCCGCGGAGGAAGAAGCCGAAGCCCGCAAAGUCUAACCCGGAGAAGGAGGCCGAGCAGCGGUCACAACACGCCCAGAAAGUCGCGGUGCUCGGUGCAGAGGACAGCUCCGUGCGCCUCCUGGAGGAGCUGGUGUUCGGGAACGAGGAGCAGCUACUGGACCAACUGGGACAGGAGAAGGAGGACCCUGAGGCUGCGCUGGGACUGGACGAGAGCAGUGAAGAUGAUGAAAGGUCAUGUGAUGAAGAUGAGCAGCAGCCGCCAAACAAACGCGCUGCCUGGGUCGACGAGGACGAUGAGACCGAAGAGCAGGUGGACUUGACUCACAGAUUCCGCAGAGACUUGGUGAAAGGAGGAGAGUCGUCGCUGAGUAAAUCUGACCUGCAGCAGCGCAUGAAAGAGAGGUUCCAGAGGGCGAUGGGCGGGACUCCGGCCUGGGCUAAAAUCGACCCAAAACAAGAAAAAAAAAAGAAAAGGAAACCAGCUGAGGACUCAGACUCUGAUGAAGACGAAGAUCUGACCAGAAAAACAGGAACCUUCACAAGGACAUCAGAGAACCUACCCAAAGGAAUCCUCAAGAUGAAGAAGUGUCUUGAUGCUAACUCGGCUCGUGGCUCUUCAGACUCUCUCACGUCGGUGCAGUUCCAUCCAAACGCUCAGGUUGUCAUGACGACGGGCAUCGACCAAUCACUGUCUCUAUUUCAGGUGGAUGGUCAGUUGAACCCUCUGGUCCAGAGUAUCUUCUUGGAGAACUUUCCAGUGUUUAAGGCUCGGUUCUCCUCAGACGGUCUCACAGUGAUGGCCACCAGCUUCAAGAACAAACUUUUCUACCUCUACCACAUGAUGGAGGGCAAGGUCACGCCCGUGUCAGGAGUCAGAGGUCUGAAUGAGGCGCGUGUGAAGGAGUUCUCAGUGUGUCCUGUAGGGGAUGCGGUUCUUCUGACGGGGACCAGAGGGUACCUGCACCUGCUCUCUCUGAAGACAAAUGAGAUCGUCCGCAGUCUGAAGCUGAACGGAGACGUCAGCUCGGUGGCUUUCUCCUUCGACGGGGACAGAGUCUUCUCCAGCUCAGAGGAGGGCGAGGUAUUCGUGUGGGACCUCAGAUCUUCUCGGUGUCUAAACAGAUUCACAGACGACGGUUGUGUCAAAUCCACCUCCAUCUCCACGUCUCCCAAUGGACGCUACUUGGCCUGUGGGUCUCAGUCUGGUGUGGUGAACAUCUACUCUUUGGAUUCGUGUGUCUCGUCUUCUCAGCCCAAACCUCUGAAGUCCAUCAUGAACCUGGUGACCCCAACCACAACUCUGCGCUUCAACCCCACCUCAGAGCUGCUCGCGCUGGGCUCCAGAGCUGAGGACGAGGCCGUGCGACUGCUCCACGUUCCCAGUCUCACAGUAUUCUCAAACUUCCCUGUCUCCAAGAGGAAGAUCUGCCACAAAGUCCAGGACAUGGCCUUCUCCCCCCACAGCGGCUUCUUCUGCCUGGCCACAAACAAGGGACGCGCCCCCCUCUACAGGCUCCUACAUUAUAAGGACUUUUAAAGGCCCAAAUGAAAUAGGGAAUCUAAUGAACUGUCCAAGAUACUGAGACAGCCUGGACCAGGACUUCGGAUGUGGAUCUAAACCGGUCUAGACCAGAGACCAGAGCGUGAGGUUUUUGGAAACUCCAGCUGUGGACUUUACGACUGUUUUCCUUUUAUUGUUUGUAUACAAAUUCUCUAUAUAAAAAUGCAUAAAACUUUCUCCCAUGUUCUAAUGUCAUUCCCUCAUCAAAGACAUGAAGAGGUUUUAGAUGUCAUCCAUGCAUGUUUGAGUAAUGUAGGGAUCUUUCCCAGGUCCUAUAUUAAUCAUCCAUAUGGUUACCAUUACAAGCUUCUAGGAGGCCCCAACCAUAAGCCUACAUCAUGCUCCCACACGACAAUUCUCCAUAAAUAUACAAAAACAUGAUACAAAACUGUACACAGCAGCUUGACAAACCUGAUGUGAUGUGCAGUAGUUUCAUUAGUGGGAUGCAACUGAUUGUGUUAUGCUAGUGCUCUGAAGGGGGAGUGACUUAACGCAAAAAGCAAAGGGAGGGGAGACUCAGAGUGUCAAAAACCAAAGUGAAACUUACAAAACAUGUUAAUACGUUGUUUUGGGUGAAUAUAGCAUUUUCACAACAAAAGGAAACACGGUGAUCUGCAUAUGUUAUACGUUACAGUUAUACAAGUCCUGGGCAGGACUCGGAUGGGAGACCGCUGCAAAUACAAGUGACUGUUGUAUAUUAAAACUUGUGCUGUAUCAGAACAAAAGAAGAAGAACCACAUAGACUAGUCCACUCCCACAGACUACUAUGGAAACUACCUGGACCACUGAGAGAUGACACAGAUAUAAAACCACAUGGCAAGACAAAAGAAAGUACUAUCAUUUAAAUUUGAGAAUUGAGUCUAUUCUUUAGUAUCAAAAUCCAGUUUCCAAGUUUUGGUAUCAGAACAGGACUAGUGCCUACAGUAGCAUCUCACCAUAGAGUCAUAGUGAGUGAAUCGGGCUGUAACUCCAAACCUGUUUAAGAUUUUUUAUAUUUUUAAAUAUAUCUUUUACUUUCCUUUGGUCAGUGCAUCUGACCCUGAGGUGAAAAUCAUUUCAGGGACUUCAUCAUGAAGCUCAAUGAAAGAAGGACAAGGAUUUGAGCUCCACAAAGCAAAGGGAAAACAUUUUGAGGGUUUGAAUAUAAAAUGUAAAACAUUUAGUUGAGUUACUUGUUCUUUGCUCCAUAUGUCUUACAUCACAUAUUUAGUGUGUGUAACGUGUAGACCGACAUUCACUGGGGAGGUGUGUCCUGUAAAUGUGAAGCUUUACUUCUCUGUUCUCUGCAGGCGACACAAGUCUAUCUUUGUCUCCUUUACAUCAUUAUUACAGUGUGAAGAAGGCUCGUGUGUAGAAAAGUAAUCUACUGUGUGUAUUAUAUAUAUAAAAAUCUCC
Molecule: messenger RNA, 3160 nt
Organism: Periophthalmus magnuspinnatus
Lineage: Eukaryota; Metazoa; Chordata; Actinopteri; Gobiiformes; Gobiidae
Gene: utp18
Product: UTP18 small subunit processome component
Exons: 13
Coding region: 158-1741 (527 amino acids)
Biological process (GO): rRNA processing
Cellular component (GO): small-subunit processome; Pwp2p-containing subcomplex of 90S preribosome
Molecular function (GO): protein binding
Source: RefSeq, a predicted model, not a curated record